GUCGUUAGCGGAAGCGCGCUGUUAGCUUCAGUUGAAGGAAAAGAUUUUCUUUCUGAGACAAACCAGCCCCGAACUCCGCCAAAACACUCCGGAACAGCCCCGGACCGCGGCACAUGGACCCUCGGACCAGAACGCCGACCCUCCGUCGAUAGCACGGCCGACUUCCCAGGCUCCGGGCCGGGCCGGGACCAGAACCAGGCCCGGGGUGAGGAGCAGGAGCAGGCGGGCUGCGGGGUGAAGGAGAGCGGGCAUGCUGUCGGCGGCGGCGCGGUAAUCAAGCUCACGGUGUGCGGUCUCCGGCCGGGCUGCAGGCUCCCCGGUGGACUGACGGCGGUCGUGUUUGUCCGCGGCGGUUGUACAGGCUCGGGUUUUGGGUAUGGCACUGCGGGAAUUCAGUCCGAGAGCUAGCUCUGCGGUUAGCUAACAGCGGAGUUCACGGACAUCAACUUUUACCACGACCCAGCCCCGACCGCGUCAGAAAAACAGGCGGAAUGAGCAGCAGAGCCGGGCUAAUGUGAACCAGCGGGGGGUUAUUGUACAUCACCAAACUGCCGCUUAGCUUAUUAGCUCUUUUAAAGGCCUGAUAAAUGUUUCCGCAGCGAGUAUAGCAGUGAAGCUACGUCGUUAGCUGCUACGUUAGCCUGCCUCCACCGCCCCGAUGAAAGAAUACAAAGUUGUCGUGCUGGGCAGCGGCGGCGUCGGUAAGUCCGCGCUCACCGUGCAGUUUGUCACCGGCACCUUCAUCGAGAAAUACGACCCCACCAUCGAGGACUUCUACCGCAAAGAGAUCGAGGUGGACUCGUCGCCCUCCGUGCUGGAGAUCCUGGACACCGCGGGGACAGAGCAGUUCGCCUCCAUGAGAGACCUGUACAUCAAGAACGGACAGGGCUUCAUCCUGGUCUACAGCCUGGUCAACCAGCAGUCCUUCCAGGAUAUCAGACCGAUGCGAGACCAGAUAGUGCGAGUCAAGCGCUUUGAGAAGGUGCCAUUGAUUCUGGUCGGCAACAAAGUGGACCUGGAGUCUGAGCGCGAGGUCGCCGGAUCAGAUGGACGAGCUCUGGCUCAAGAGUGGGGCUGUCCCUUCAUUGAAACGUCUGCCAAGAGCAAGACCAUGGUGGACGAGCUGUUCGCUGAGAUCGUCCGGCAGAUGAAUUACUCCACGCUGCCCGAGAAGCAGGAGCAGUGCUGCACAGCCUGUGUGGUGCAGUGAGCAAGAGACCAGCGCUUCAGCCGUCUGGACCGCCACGAGCGAUCUGAUGAACCCCGAGGACGACGCCACUCUGAACCCUGCCGGCAGAAACUAACCGCAAGCCAGCCCAGUUUCUGCUCUACGUGGUUUCUGACAGGAAAGACGCUCGGCCUAUUUUUGAUAUCAUAACUGUUUAGAAGAUGUUUCUGCUGCAACCUCAACGGCCUUUUGUGACGACCCGGGAGGAGUCGGACAGACAGACUCGUAAGAACGGCCAUCUGUGAAUUUCUGUCUUCUUUUAUUUUCCUUUCCUUGUAGAUGGAAGUAUCAUGGAAAUACUAAGCAGGAGUGUUUGUGAGGUUGCAGCUUUUUGAAGCUGCUUUAAUCACUAUUAUAUACUUUAUUAUUACUUGUAUUAUGUCAGUUUGGAAUUUGACAAAGUAUUUCAUAAUAUUGAAACGUUUUGACUUUUAAGCAUGCAUAGUUCAAUUUGCUGUGCAGAUGCGAACCCGCUCACCUAAGUUUCAAGCUAUUUUUCAGAUUCCGGCACAAAACAGCAGCGGCAGAAAUUGACAGAUUUCAUUUUCGCUUCAGGACACAAACGGGGUGUGUUACUUUGCGUUAAACCAAUAAGAAGUAGUUAUGGAGCGUUAAUAAGGCAAAGUCGCGGCGAUUUCCGCUUCAGUUGGCACGGGAGCCGCCGUCUGAACACAUUCAUGCUCAAAAGUGAAAAUGUCCGUCAUCCUAAAUCGACUUGAAGUGACGAGGAUGAGCCAUUUUACUGUUCUUAGCCUGGACUCUUGUCUCGACAAGACGUGGACGCAGGUCUUCCGUUUUCAGUUUCCUGGAGGAGUCUGAGCUGGAGAAAGAUGGUGGAACGACCAAAGGAAGCUCGCUGUGCAUAACGUGUGUGUGCGUGUGCGUGUGUGUGACUACAUGACGUGUGUCGCUUUAAAUUCAGGAGAUGCUGAUUUUUCUCAUCGAAAUAACUCCCACCGCAAAACGUGGUUUGAUUAAAAAGUUCUGGCACAGGUAAUCAGAUUUAACUUUGUAUUUUUCCUUUUUCUCAUAGUAACCUAUUUAUUAAAGACUAAUGACAUGGGUAGCCAGUUUGAAACUUUUAAUUUUAUACUAGGUUUUUUUUUUUCUGCUUUUUUGUGAGUUUUCAGUUUACUUGGUAUGUUGUACUUUUGCUUUUUUUAAAGCUGAGAAUUUAACAGAGCCUUAAAAUUUCUGUUGCACCCCGGUGUCAUGUUUCUUUUUAUUCUCCUUGGAAGAUAAAUGGCUGUCAUCAUUUGGUAAUAAACAUGCUGGACUCUCUGCUUUUGUGAUGGGAUACCCGCACAACCUUCAUCUGAGCAUUUCUAGUUUCACAAUCGAACAACAAAUACUUGUGCUUGCACCAUACUCGUGCCAUAUUUAGCAUUUUGGUUUUGUGUAGCUCGAGAACCUUUUUUUUUUUUUUUUUUUGGUAAUGGUUGUUUAACCAAUUAAAACCUGGAGCGACUUUUAUGUAAUUUUUCCUUUGAGAUCUGACAUGAUUACAUGAUUUAAUCUACAGAAACACACACAGGGGGAAAUGUCAAGUGACGCCUUCAGCUGUUAAGAGAUCAACUGAAGUUUACCUUUAUUACUUGUUUCCAUCAGUUUACACAGAGGAGGGGCAAGUUCAUGAUCUUUUAAAAGAACCUGGACUGAGAUCAAACAAAUACACAUUACAUUUCCUUUAGAGAUUUUGGGGAAAAAGGCAAAACUUAAACACAAAUUGUAUUUUAAGAGCACAUGUAAAGGUAGAAUGAUACAGAAGCGGCAUGUUUCUAACAGCAAGUUACAUAUCUACUUCACUAGUGAACUGUAGAGGUUUUAAUUGAGUGGACCUGAGAUAUUCUGCUGUAUUUAUUCCACAGGUGGGAAGAAGAGAAACUAAAAGCUGCUUCAGUUUGAUCCAGUGAAAAAGGUCCAAUAAGUCAGGGUUUUUUUUGUUGUUUUUUUUUGGGCUUUGAGACGAAGACACUUCACACAAUCGGUCCAGUUCGAUCGCCGCGCUUCACUGGACAUGUGGGCAGUUUUAGAGGCUUGAUCUCCCGACGUUAGGGACUGUAGGACAACCAGCUGUGCCUCCUGAGCCACAGCCGCUCCAUAAACACUGCGAACAGACAAAUGGAUAUAUAAGGACUUUGCCUCGGGUGUCGAUGUUCUGUGGAAGCAUAAACACGUAUUUUGAAUUAAAGGUUGAAGUUGA
This is a messenger RNA of Salarias fasciatus (jewelled blenny), 3431 nucleotides long. It is a transcript of the gene rap2c, whose product is annotated as RAP2C, member of RAS oncogene family. Lineage: Eukaryota; Metazoa; Chordata; Actinopteri; Blenniiformes; Blenniidae. Gene Ontology annotation, cellular component: membrane. The coding region runs from base 659 to 1210 and encodes 183 amino acids. Gene Ontology annotation, molecular function: GTP binding; GTPase activity. The record is from RefSeq and is a predicted model, not a curated record. Gene Ontology annotation, biological process: Rap protein signal transduction. The transcript has 3 exons.